Messenger RNA from Alnus glutinosa, 1086 nucleotides. Its product is annotated as receptor kinase-like protein Xa21. Gene Ontology annotation, biological process: protein phosphorylation. NCBI's taxonomy places the organism in Eukaryota, Viridiplantae, Streptophyta, Magnoliopsida, Fagales, Betulaceae. Bases 51 to 875 code for a protein of 274 amino acids. The transcript has 2 exons. Gene Ontology annotation, molecular function: protein kinase activity; ATP binding. The record is from RefSeq and is a predicted model, not a curated record.
UUCAAGAAGAAAUCCCAAACUCUUUUGGAGACUUGAAAGGAUUGGAUUUCAUGGAUCUCUCUUACAAUGAUCUGUCUGGUGCAAUUCCCAAGUCUCUUGAAGCACUUUCACAGCUCAAAUUUUUUAAUGUGUCUUUUAACAAGCUAUCCGGAGAGAUACCAACUAGUGGGCCUUUUGCAAACUUCACAGCAAAAUCAUUUAUAGGAAACAAGGCGCUUUGUGGAAAUCCAAUUUUUGGAGUUCUACCUUGUCCAAAUUCAAGCUCCAAAGGAUCAAAGGUUCCAAGUUUAUUUCAUACAUUGCCUGUAUUUGCGCAUAGAAUGAUAUCAUAUCAAGAGCUUUGCCAAGGGACAAACAACUUUUGUGAAAGUAACCUGCUUGGAACUGGAGGUUUUGGUUCUGUGUACAAAGGAGUGCUUUUUGACGGGACAAUUGUUGCUAUCAAAGUUCUAAAUUUGCAAUUGUCUAGUGCUUUCAAAAGUUUUGAUGCAGAAUGCAAGGUCUUACGGGCAACCCGACAUAGAAAUCUUGUUAAGUUCGUAAGUACAUGCUCCAACCUCGAUUUCAAAGCGUUAAUACUUCAAUACAUGUCGAACGGUUGCCUCAAACGGUGGUUAUACUCUUAUAACUACUGCUUGAAUCUUCUUCAACGAGUAAACAUUAUGAUUGACGUUGCAUCGGCAUUGGACUAUCUCCACCAUGACCAAUUAGAACCUGUGUUGCAUUGUGAUUUAAAGCCUAGCAAUAUCCUUCUAGAUGAGGACAUGGUUGCACACGUGGGGGACUUUGGCAUUGCAAAGAUUUUGGUCAAAAACAAGGAUGCUACCCAAACCAAAACUCUUGGUACACUUGGCUACAUCGCACCUGGUACAUGAAUUCAUCCCUACGUACUCAUUUUAUUUCAUGUCAAUUUUCCAUAAUUCAAAUUUAUAUAGGCCUUAGAUUCAUAUGAAUAUACAUUAACAAUAAAAAUUACACAAACUACGAUUACUUCUUUGGUGGAUAAUUACCUAUGUAAUCCUCGUACGUAUUGAUUAAUUGCUAAUUAUUCUAUAAUAUGUUAAAAGAAACAUUUUUAUGAAAUAC